AUGGCUCACCUUACGCAGCCCAACGGUGAGAAAAAACCACCAAUACUGGAUCUACCUCUUGAGUUAGUCCAGAAGAUCUACGAGGGCUUAGAGACACCCAGGGACGCGAUCAACAUGGCUUGCACGUGCUCAGCAUUCGCGGCAGCAAUCAAACCAAGGCCUUUACACCUCAUCACACUCAACGCUCGAAUGCACAGGGAACGAGCGCGGAGACCUGUGUCCGAGAGAGAAGCUCUAAAGUUGCGCCAGAGAAGUCAGCCAAUCCUUCACGCAAUUCAAAAACACGACGAUCUGGAGCUCAUCGAAAAGAUACUUGACAUCUAUCAACUGGAGUUCUCAGUACUCAUCGACAACGUCUGGUAUCCCAAAAUCUACCAUGUCCCUACUCCCGUCGAGGCAGCUAUCAGUGCUGGCCGACUUGAAGUGGUGCGUCUUUUGGUGCAGAAGGGCUGUGGUCUCGGUUUGAGGAAGAAAGCGGCGUUGAAAUUUGAUCCACGAGUGAAAAGUCUACUCGCCGUCGACAGGUCAAGCAAUGCAUUCAUGUACGCAUGUCUCAAGAAACAGCAGGAGAUUGCAAUCUUCCUCUUCCAACACCGCGAGACCGAGAUCUCGGGCGGGCACAUGUAUGCGGCGACCUACCUCGACAACCCCGACGUCGUCCGCGUCAUCCUCCAGCAUCCGAGCUAUAACGGACAUAACCGCUCUCAGCUUGUCGAGGAUUGUCUCAGGGACGCGGUCAAAUGCAACGCCGUAGGGUCAGCUGAGGUCCUCAAUACGGCUGGUGCAUCCGGCGUCGAGGGAAGACGACUGAAUAUGCUUGAGAUCGCUAUGAAGCACGAGAAUUACCCGUGA
Messenger RNA from Anthostomella pinea, 852 nucleotides. NCBI's taxonomy places the organism in Eukaryota, Fungi, Ascomycota, Sordariomycetes, Xylariales, Xylariaceae. The record is from the annotation of a GenBank genome assembly.